AUGGAAGAUUUGUUUGAAAUAUAUAAAAAUGAUAAAAAUGAUUAUAAUGAUUUUAUAAAUUUAAUAAAUUCUAAUUAUAAAGAAUGUAGAAGUUCAGAGGAAGAAAAAUUAUGCUCAUACGUAGAUAAAAGUAAUGUUAUUUUAUCUUACAAGAAGGAAAAAUAUGUGAAUAUAAUAAAAAAAAUAUGCAAUCGUAAUGAUUUAAAAUAUUAUAAUUAUUAUAUCAAUAAUUAUGAAAAAAUAAAAAAUAUUAAAGGAAUAAAAGUAAAAGGAGAAAAUAGAAUAUGUGUUUUAAUACUAUGUUUGAAUUUUAUAUAUUGUAAUUUAAAUAGUGAAAUUAUGACAUUACAAGAGUUAAAACACCAGUUAAAAAAAAAUAUUUCUAAAAAAAAAAUUUAUUGCAAGCAUUUGGCGAAAAUUAUAUUUAAUAUUUGCAAUAGAUUGGAUAUAAAAAGUUAUAUUAACGGUGAUUUAUUGCCUUUUAUAGAGAAAUGUAUUACUAAUAUAAUUAACAAAAUUAAAAAUUUUAGUAAUAUAAAUAAAAAUGAUUCAAAAGUUGAAAAAAGAAUAAAUAUAUUUGAUGAUAUAUUUGAUUUGAUAAAUAAUUGUAGUGAUGAUAAUUCAUUGAAAUCAGAAUUUAAAUAUUCUAAUGAAGAAAAUGAAUUAAAAUAUGACAAUAGUCUAAAUAAUAACAUUAAAAAAAAUAUGAGAAUGGAGAUUAAUAAUGAUGAAGAUAACAGUAGAAAAAAAUGUAAUAAUGGUAUAAUUGAAGAAAAUAAUAAUAAUAUAUAUAUUCAUAAAGAUGAAAAUAAUGAGGAAAUGAAAAGUAAAGAAGAAUUUUUAUGUAAUUAUUCUUCAUUAUACAGUGAAAAUAUUAAUUUAAAAGAUUCCAAUAAGCUAAGUAAUUUCGAUCAUUAUAAACUUGAGGAAUUUUAUAUGAAUGAUAGUGAUUGUGUCAAGGAUGAAAUAGAUGAUAUUUGUGAAAUUAACAACAAUAAUGAUAACAGUGAAUAUAGUAUAUUUGAUUAUAUAGAUUUUACGAAAAGUAAUCAUGAUAAAUAUUCAUUUGACGAAAAUAAAAAUAUUAAAUAUAAAAAAAAAAAUAAAAACAAAAUAUCAACAAAAAUACCAAAAAAUUAUGAAAAAUCAAAAAAAUAUAAGGAAAUUAUUCAACAGAAAAUUAUUGAAUAUUUAGAAAAAAAUAUCACUUUACUUUCUUUAUAUUCUUGUGUUUUAUAUUAUUUUUACGUGUUAUGGAAUAAAAGAGAAAAUAUGGAUAUGAAUGUACAUAAUAAAAAAAGUAGAUGUGCUGGUGGGAAUCUACAUUAUUUUCUUUGCUCAUCUAUUAUUAUAACUUUUAAUAUAUUUAAUAUAAAAAUAAAAGAUCAAUUUAUAUGCUAUUGUUUAAAUGUCACGCAAAGUUCAAUAAUAUCAAAAAAGAAGGAAGUGUUAAAUUUUUUUUUAAAUACAGUUAAUGAAUUCUUAGGAAUAAAUAUAAAUUCACAUAAAAAAAUACUUUUAUUUAUACAAGUAAUUUUUAGUAAUUAUAUAUUACUACAAAUGUAUUUAUUUUAUCUUAUAACAAAAUAUAAAUUAAUGAAUAAAAAUAAUUUCAUAUUUUCCUUAAAACAACUUCAAAUAUGUUUAGGUAAAUUGUUUUCAAGUAUUCAAGAAAAAUUUCUUAGCAUAUCUGAUAUUAUAGUUGACUACAAUUUUUUGUUUCGAUCGGAAUGUAUUUAUAAAAAUAUUCAACAAAUAAUUUCUCAAAAUCAUGAUUUUAUAUAUUUAAAAAAGCAAAUAAAAAAUUUAAUUAAGAACUAUAUGACAGAAGAAGAAAAAAAAAUUUUUUAUGAGUAUAAUUUUAAUGAAACUUAUGAUAUAGAUUUAAGCAAUAUUAAUUCUUAUAUAACUAAAUUAUUAUCAUAUGGUUUACUAAAUAGUGAAGAUAUCGAUCUCAAUGAUUCUCAUCAGAUUCAUAAAAUAAUUGACAAUUUGAAAAUGAAGAAUAUUCAUUGUGAAAAAACAUCUAAUGUAAUAAAAAUAAAUAAAAAUGAAGAAAAAACACUUAAUAUUUUCCUUCAUAAAAACAUGAAUGUUGAUACAAGUUAUGAUAAUAAUUAUAACAAUAAUAAUAAUAAUAAUAAUAAUAAUAAUGAUAUUACUAUUACUACUACUACUAAUAAUAUUGAUAAUGAUACUAUAACUACUAGUGUUAAUCCUAACAAUAUUUUUAAUGAUAUUGAAAAUAAUAAUAAUAAUAAUAAAGAUAUUACUACUACUACUAAUAAUGUUAAUGAUAAUAAUAAUAAUAAUAAUGAUAUUACUAUUAUUACUACUACUACUACUACUACUACUACUAAUAAUAAUAAUAAUAAUAAUAAUAAUAAUAAUAAUAAUGAUAUAACUAUUACUACUACUACUACUACUACUAAUAAUAAUAAUAAUAAUAGUAAUGGUAAUAAUUAUAUUGAUUUUUUUAAUUGUGAAAAGAUUAAAACUAUUAAUAAUAACAAUAAUAGUGUUAAUAAAUCUGAAAGUACACAGAAAAUUCAUACUAAUAAUAUAUGUAGUAAUAUUAUAGAUGGUGAGAAUUAUAAUAUCUAUAAUAAAUUAAAUAACAAUAAUAACAUGAAAUUAUUUGUAAAUAAAUUGGAAUUAACAAAUCAAAUUGAUCUAGAAAGUUUAAAGGAUAUAAAAAAUUUAGAGAAUUGCAAUUUUGCAUUUUUUUUAAAAGAAUACAAUACAAUGAAAUAUGAAGAUAUUCCAUUGGAUUUUUUUAGAUAUAUAAACGUUUUAAAGAAAAUAAAUAUGUCAACAAUAAAUGAUACAAAUAUGGAAAUUGUGUGCUAUUAUAAUAUAAAAAUAGUUGUUCAAUUUUUAUUUUUUAAUAUUUUAAAAAGUAUAAUAUAUAACUGCUAUUCUUUAAGUUUUUUUAGUUUAAGUAAUUUGCAUCGUUUUAUUACUUGUAGAAAAUAUUCAAAGCACAUUUUAUGGGAAUGUAAUGAAGAAAUAGAAAAUAUUAAUAUUUUUUUAAAAAAAAAAAUUUCUAGAAAACUCAAAGAAACUAAUAGAAAAAAAUAUAACUUGGAAAAAUAUUUUUUUUGUGAACAAAUUUAUUAUAUUGAGAAUUUUCAAAAUUCUAAAUUAUACAAGGAUAACUUCAGGGAGUUUUUAAAAGACAAGAAAAUUAUUUUAAAAAAUAUCACAGAAUUGACUGAAAGUGAUGGUUCAAAUAAUGCUAAUAAAAUUAAUGAUAUAGAAGAUUCAAAUGAGAACAACUGCUUCACAUAUUCAAAUAAUAAUGAUAAGUAUAAUAAUUGUGUGAAAGAAAAAAAUAUAAAGACAUGUGUAAAAGAUUUAAUAAAAAAUAGUAAUAUUAAAAAGGGAAGGGAUAAAAAGAAAAUAAAAACAACCUUAUAUCAUUAUGACGUAUUACAUGAAAGUUUUAAUGAAUAUAAUUAUUUAAAAAAAGAAUCAUUCAACUUUUUUGAUAAUAUUUAUAAUAUUAAGAUGAUGAAAGAAUACAAAUAUUUAGAGACAGUAAUUUAUAGAAAUAAUUUUAAUAAAUUUUUAUUCAAUUUGUUUAAUAAUGUGAACUAUUCUUUUGGUAGUAAAAAAAAAAAAUUAAUAAAAAUGAAUAAUUGUUUGUAUCAUACAUAUCAUUUAAUAGGAAUAAGGAAAAUAUCGGGUAUUGGUUUUAACUUUACCUUUAAGAACGAAUUAAAUGAUAAUUAUUCAAAAGUGUUAAAAACUAAGUUUUCCAAUAUAUUAUCAUUAGAAGAUGUUAAUUUUUUAUUUAAUAGAUUUUUUUAUUUUUUAUUCAUAUACAUAAAAGAAUUUUGUUGUUUUUCUAAUAAAAAUAACAAAGUAUCAAAUUUCGUUGAAAAUGGAACGAAUACAUUUGAUAUGUGUACAUGUAGUAAGGUUAAUUGUUGUUAUAAAAUUAAAACAAUUGUUGUACUUAACUUUUAA
Plasmodium gallinaceum is the source of this 3972-nucleotide messenger RNA. Its product is annotated as conserved Plasmodium protein, unknown function. Bases 1 to 3972 code for a protein of 1323 amino acids. The transcript has a single exon. The record is from RefSeq and is a predicted model, not a curated record. Lineage: Eukaryota; Apicomplexa; Aconoidasida; Haemosporida; Plasmodiidae.